ACAAAGGCAGGAUGAUCCUGUGGCAGUGCAAUGCUGGGGAUUAAUUGGCUCAGAGCUGUUCUGAGAUGUAAACUAAGAGUUGGUUGUUCACAGCGCUUUGGGGCCUGAUUCUCAUCCUGAACUACAUCUCCACCCUGCCAAAUUUUUUCUGCCGCUACACAGAAGGAUGUGUUUUCAGCAAAGGCUUCCAUGUAGAAGACUGAAAAAAAUUAAAUAAGAAGUAACUCCAAGCUUGGAAUGGUGCUGCCAGGGGGAAUGUUUACAAGGAAGCAGCCUGACAAACAAGGAAAAUCGGUGAGUUGUAAAGAGGUGAAAUUGUACAGUGUGGCAACAAUUCCCAGCUUGUCAGAGCCUCACAGUGGUCACAGCCACCUCAGGCUGACUGCAGGAUCUCCGUUUUUACAGGCAGCCUCAGGAAGCCAGGCUGGACUGAAAAAGUAACGGAAUUAUGUGGAACUUGUCUGAGUCACUGACCCUACAUCUCCACAAGUUCUUUCAGGGCACUGCCGUGAAGGAGGACAGAAGGAGGCUGCAGCUGAGAGAUCUGCCCUUUCUGGUCACCAAGGGUUUCAGAUCUCCUCCCCUAGCCUCUCCCAGUCUUUUGUACUUUCUGUGUUAAUCCAUCCAGUGCAGCAUACACUGACAGAGGCAGGAGCUGGAAAGCCUGCUCUGAAAGCCUCUGAAUGCAGCUGGACCAGCCGCAGGCAUGAAUUUGAAAACCGUGCUCAUCCUUCUUGGUCUGGCGUUAGCCACGAUAUUCGCUUUGGUCUGCGUGCUGCUGACCAGGGAAAGGAGCCCCAGAAGCUGCCAACAGCUGCCCCCAGAGCAGGAGGAGGUGGAGGAUGGCCAGAGCCUGGUGUUUGCUGACCUGACCCCCGAGGAGAUGUCCCAGGUGGUGCGGUACCUGCAGGGACACCUCGGGGUGCCGCUGGUGGACGCCUCGCGUGCCAAACCCUCGGACAACUGCAUCGCCUCCGUGGAUCUGCAGGUGCCCGCCAAGGCAGAGGUGCUGCGGUUCCUGGACGCAGGGGGGGCUCGUCCCCCCCGAGAGGCGCUGGCUGUGCUGUACUUUGGGAAGCAGGCAGAGCCCAACAUCAGCGAGUUCGUGGUGGGGCCGCUGCCGACGCCCGCGUACCACCGGGACGUGACGGAGCGCAGGUACGGGGGGAAGCUGCCGUACCACCGCAGGCCUACGCUGGCUGUUGAAUACAAGCAGCUGGGAGAGUUUCUAAAGAGCCAAGUGUUCCCCUCAGCUCCAGCUUUCAUGCAACAAGUAAUGGAGUAUGAUGGAGCCAAUCUUGCAGCCGUCACAGCUGCUCCCCGUGGAUUCCAGUCUGGAGAUCGGGUCACCUGGUUCGUGCUGUUCCAGAACGUGAGCGGGUUCUUUGUGCACCCGGUGGGGCUGGAGGUGCUGGUGGAUCACAGCAGCCUGGACAUCUCGCAGUGGGCUGUGAGCAGGGUCUUCUACAACGGGCAGUACUACAGGGACAUGGCCCAGCUGGAGAGCGCCUACGUGCAGGGCAGGGUCAGCGUGGAGAAGGUGCGGAAGGCGCCGCGGGACGGGGACUUCUCGUCCAUGAAGCCCCGAGCGGCUGCGGCCGCGCCGUUCCCGGUGCAGUUUGAGCCGCAGGGUCCCCGCUACAGCGUCAGGAACAACCAGGUGCUGUUCCAGGGCUGGAGCUUUGCCUUUGGCGUGAGCGUGAGCACAGGCCUGCGGCUGUUUGACAUCCGGCACAGGGGGCAGAGGGUUGCCUACGAGCUCAGCGUGCAGGAGGCGCUGUCAGUGUACGGCUCCAACUGCCCGGGAGGGAUGUCCACGCGCUACAUGGACGGCAGCUUUGGCCUGGGCCGCUACAGCUCCCCGCUGGUGCCGGGGCUGGACUGCCCCUCCCUGGCCACCUACGUGGACACCCACUCUCUGUCUGACAGCCUGAGGCCCAGCAGGAGGAAGGCUUCCCUCUGCAUCUUUGAGCAGAACCUGGGCUCCCCUCUGCGGCGCCACUACUCCAACUUGCAGUCGCUCUACUACGGGGGGCUGGUGAACUCCGCUCUGGUCAUUCGCUCCAUCGCCACUGUGGGCAACUAUGACUAUGUGUGGGACUUCAUCUUCUACCAGAACGGGGCCAUUGAGGGCAAGGUGCAGGCCACGGGGUACCCGAGCUCGUCCUUUCUUCACGGGGAUGGCCUGAGAUACGGCAAUAGGCUCUGGGAGCACACCCUGGGUACCAUACACACCCAUUUUGUCAACUAUAAGGUGGACCUGGACGUGGGAGGUAGGUCUGAGUUUUCUUUUAAUGCCUGCCAUUGUUCUGAUAAACCCCAGGGCUUUGAAGUUUGCCUCCUUGUCCAUACAGUCUCUAAUAACUGACACCAGAACUCUGCUUCUUUAUUCUCCCAACCUCUUCUUUCAUUGCGAAGUUCUUUUUCAGUAUAUAAAACAGUCUGUCAAGGUCAUUGAGUGGAAAGCAGUGGGAAUUUCUGGGAGCCCUGUGUUCAGCUCAGGGAAAGUAUGAAAGGUAGCAGCUGAAAAAUGUUUGUGUUUCCUUGAGGCCUCACGUCUGGCACGGUGUGUGUUGCCACAGGCACAGGCGGGCAGACAGGGAGUUGGCCCCGUCUGAGCACAGACAGUGUGAGCCUGAUUUCCCAGCGCCUGGUGCUGGUCCUGGCACUGCUCCUCCCUUGGGAAAAUCCUCUUAGUCUCUCCCUGCCCCAUGUAAAGCAGGGCAGCUGUCCUGGUGCUCCGUGGGGCUGAUUUUCUGCAGCUCUCUCCCCUUCUUCUCUUGAGGAAACUCGUGAGCGCUGGAUCUGAAGCUGUGAAUCCACUCCAGCAACCCAGCAAGUUUCCCUGCCCCCAUGUGCAGUCACAGUCUGGCAGUGGAUGUGUGCACAGGGUUAUUGGGGCCCAGGAGCAGCCCCUUGCUGGCAGUGAAGUGCUGGCAGCCACCCUGGAAGUGCAGAGAUGCUCAGCCUCAGGGGCACCUUUGGGUCCCCCAGAAGGAGAUUGCAGCACCUGCAGUUUGGGGACAGUGGGGACACACACGGUGCCCAUUAUUGAAAACCACUUCUGUAAAAUGCAGAAGGAAAAUGUUUUACAUCUGCACAGCACCCAAGAGGUCGCUGGUGGGCAGUGGCUACAUGUGAAGCAGCCCAAAGGAAACACAGCCCAGGGAACCCGGCUGUCUCCUGGAUUGUGGAAAGUAAUCCAAGAGUUGUGUUGGUCAAGCUGCAGCUAAACCCAGAACAAGCAUUUGGUCCCAGCACUUGUCCUCCUGUGAUGCAGGGGUUUGUGUGGCCUUGAAAGGUGCUGCUGCUGUUAUGGUCAAAAUCAGGGUUGAUACCAGUUCCUUCCUGUAAGCAAGGAUUGAGAAUGUGCUAAAAUGCAAUUCCUGUGUGGGGGCAAGGUUGUUUUCUGUGACUUCAAUGCUGUCAGUGCCCCUCUCUGUUUAUAGAGCCUGAGCCCUGGCUGCUGUAAAAUGCUCUUGAGUAGAGUUGUGUAAAUCUCAGC
Oenanthe melanoleuca is the source of this 3505-nucleotide messenger RNA. Its product is annotated as membrane primary amine oxidase-like. Gene Ontology annotation, cellular component: plasma membrane. NCBI's taxonomy places the organism in Eukaryota, Metazoa, Chordata, Aves, Passeriformes, Muscicapidae. Gene Ontology annotation, biological process: amine metabolic process. Gene Ontology annotation, molecular function: quinone binding; copper ion binding; primary methylamine oxidase activity. The coding region runs from base 707 to 2368 and encodes 553 amino acids. The transcript has a single exon. The record is from RefSeq and is a predicted model, not a curated record.